ACUGUACAUGGUAAUAGAUUGAGAAGAGGAGAGAAAUAGUAGCAGGGAAGUGACUAAGGAUGAGUUUGGAAUGGGAAUUCCCUCAAUUGGGAUGAGAGAAUUGAUUGCAACUAGAGUUCAUGUGUUGUUCUUAGCAUGUGGCAGAUGGUUCCAUUUCCCAGGCCUCCCUUCCUUCCUAUAUAGAGUAAACUGACUUGGACAAUGCCAUGAUUCUGGUAGGCUUUGUUCCGUUGAAUUUUGGAGAGCAGUGAUCAAAAUGUGGGUUACUAUUGUUAGAUCAACCAAUUCUAGUAAUGCAUGAGGGUAAAGCUGCUGUGAGAAGCAUCUUAAUUUCAUCAAGAGAGAAAGGGGUUAGGAAGGAGAUAAUGUAAUGCUAAUAAGUUGAAUAGAAGAUGUUUAUAGAAAUCCCACGUUGCAGCAUUGAAAGUUGUGAAUGGUAGCUUCUUCCUCCCCAAAUCACCGAUGGCUUUUUUAUUUCAGAAAUUUCAAGAGGCUGUGAAAACCCUUGCAAAAAAUCCUGCUUUUGCUAGGGAUCCUAGUCAACUACAAUUUGAAGCUGACAUUAACCGCUUAUUCCUUUAUACAAGCUACAAUCUGUUGGGAAAGAAUGCUGAUGAAGCAGAUGCGGAAGAGAUUAUUGAAAUUGCCAAUAAAGCCUCUUUUGCUGAUCAACAAAUGCAAGUAAAAGAAAAUGUUCAUUCUCAAAUCAAAGCAUUUUGCACGUACAUGGAUGAAAUGCUUCUUCCAAAUGAAAAGAGGGUGAAUGAUCCCAUGGAAUUAUCUCAGCAGGAAAACAGUUCACCUCACCAUAGUGGGCUAAAUUCUGCUAAAGUUGUCUCUAAACAAAGAUCAUAUACCCAAGCAGAAGUUUCUCAGAAGUUAAAAGAUCAACUUGGCUACAAGCUUAAUGUUAAACCUUCUCAAAUAUCUCACAAGGAUUCUGGCCAAGGUCUAUUUUUAGAUGGUGCAGCUGAUGUUGGUGCCGUAAUUGCCUUUUAUCCUGGUGUGGUCUAUUCUCCAGCUUAUUACCAAUAUAUUCCCGGAUACCUUGAUGAGCAGAACCCCUAUUUGAUUACAAGAUAUGACGGGACUGUCAUUGAUGCCCAACCUUGGGGUUGUGGAGGUGAAGGGCCGGAACGAUUCAAUGGUAGAAAAAUGUUAGAAAGAAAGCUUGACAAUGAAGGAGCUGAGAAGGGUUCAGACAGAAUGAGUAAACCUUUGGAAGGUUCCCAGGUAGAAAAUGACAAUGAAAAUGAUGAUGUAGAGCGCAGAAACCCGUUGGCCUUGGCACAUUUUGCUAAUCACCCCGCAAAAGGGAUGCUUCCAAAUGUCAUGAUUUGCCCUUAUGACUUUCCAUUGACUGAAAACAACAUGAGAGUUUACAUACCCAACAUAUUAUUUGGAAACGCAGAAGUAAACAUCAAGAGACUUGGCAGCUUUUGGUUCAAAUCUGGAGUUUCAAGAAAUAGUCAAUCAGAUGUUCUUACCCUGAAAACUGUUGUUCUGGUAGCAACUAGGAGUCUUCAAGAUGAAGAACUGCUCCUGAACUACAGGCUGAGCAACUCUAAGAAGUGGCCAGAAUGGUAUGCUCCAGUGGAUGAAGAAGAGGACAUAAUGACAGGAAAAGAUGAAAGUAGCCAAUGACCAACAGUUUUCUGUACGAAACACCUUCUCACAUGGUGGCUUAGUAGUGGCAUUUGUUCCUUAAUUUCCCUGUUUUUGCAUGAAACUGUGGUAGUUGUCUCGUCAUUGUUUUGAUAAUAAUCUCUAAACAGUCAGAAUGAGUCGUAUCUUUUUGUGAUGGAUGAAAUGAAACUUUUUGAUUUACGGGGUUGAUUUUCUUUACAACUUUACACCAUUUAAUAAUAUUUUAUUGCGUAA
This is a messenger RNA of Glycine soja, 1881 nucleotides long. RefSeq lists its product as uncharacterized. The transcript is spliced from 5 exons. The record is from RefSeq and is a predicted model, not a curated record. Lineage: Eukaryota; Viridiplantae; Streptophyta; Magnoliopsida; Fabales; Fabaceae. The coding region runs from base 463 to 1644 and encodes 393 amino acids.